This is a messenger RNA of Schistosoma turkestanicum, 450 nucleotides long. The record is from the annotation of a GenBank genome assembly. Lineage: Eukaryota; Metazoa; Platyhelminthes; Trematoda; Strigeidida; Schistosomatidae.
AUGGGUACUGCAGCUUCUAGUUCUGCUUUGGAGAAGAGUUAUGAACUUCCUGAUGGUCAAGUUAUCACUAUUGGUAAUGAGCGAUUCAGAUGUCCAGAAGCUCUUUUCCAACCUAGCUUCUUGGGAAUGGAAGCAUCAGGAAUACAUGAGACAACUUACAAUUCCAUCAUGAAAUGUGAUGUGGAUAUCCGUAAAGAUCUGUAUUCGAACACUGUUCUGUCAGGUGGAAGUACGAUGUAUCCUGGUAUUGCGGAUCGUAUGCAGAAAGAGAUUGGUGCUCUUGCUCCUAGCACUAUGAAGAUCAAGAUAAUUGCACCACCUGAACGGAAGUACUCUGUAUGGAUUGGUGGUUCUAUUUUGGCUUCGUUGUCGACAUUCCAACAGAUGUGGAUUUCCAAACAAGAGUAUGACGAAUCUGGCCAAGGUAUCGUCCAUCGUAAAUGUUUUUAA